GGGAGGGGCGCGGAGCCGAGCCGGGCCCGCGCCGCGCGCCCCGCCGGGCGGGCUUCGGGCUGCGCCAGCGAGCGGGGCCGGUGGCGCCCGCUCCGAGGACCCCGCGCUGGACCCUGAAGCAGCGAAGGAGAAAACUGUAGUCCGGGAUGGCUCAGUCGGCCCGUCCAAAGUCGCCCAGCUGGUUCGGGCCGAGCCCCGACUGCCAGAGUGAGGCACAUGGCCCCAGCGGACCGGGCCUCGGAGGGUCCCAGGCUUGAGGACCCGUCGGCCCCCCACUCCCUUGGAAAGGCAAGGAGAGGAGCCUGCGCUGGUAGUGAGCCUCCACUUCUGCCCUUGACUGCAACACCCUAGUGCCCCCCUGGCUCAGUCAUGGCGAAGCUGGAGACGCUGCCUGUGCGCGCUGACCCAGGGCGGGAUCCUCUCCUGGCCUUUGCCCCUCGGCCCUCUGAGCUCGGACCCCCAGACCCUCGCCUGGCCAUGGGCAGUGUGGGCAGCGGGGUGGCCCAUGCCCAGGAGUUCGCCAUGAAGAGUGUGGGCACCCGCACGGGGGGUGGGGGCAGCCAGGGCAGUUUCCCUGGCCCCCGCGGCAGCAGUGGUGGGGCCAGUAGGGAGAGGCCAGGCCGCUACCCCUCCGAAGACAAGGCUCUCGCCAACUCCCUCUACCUCAACGGCGAGCUGCGGGGCAGCGACCACACCGAUGUCUGCGGCAACGUGGUGGCCAGCAGCGGGGGCAGUAGCAGCAGUGGGGGCAGUGACAAGGCCCCGCCGCAGUAUCGCGAGCCCAGCCAUCCACCUAAGCUCUUGGCCACCUCUGGCAAGCUAGACCAGUGCUCAGAGCCGCUAGUCAGGCCUUCGGCCUUCAAGCCCGUUGUACCCAAGAACUUCCACUCCAUGCAGAACUUGUGCCCCCCGCAGACCAAUGGUACUCCUGAGGGACGACAGGGUCCUGGUGGUCUCAAGGGCGGACUGGACAAGUCUCGGACCAUGACCCCAGCGGGCGGGGGUGGGGGCGGCCUCUCAGACUCAGGCCGGAACUCGCUCACAAGCCUGCCCACCUACAGCUCCAGCUAUAGCCAGCACCUGGCGCCCCUCAGUGCCUCCACCAGCCACAUCAACCGCAUCGGCACUGCCAGCUACGGCAGUGGCAGUGGCGGCGGCGGCGGCGGCUCGGGCUACCAGGACCUGGGGACCUCUGACAGCGGGCGCGCCUCCAGCAAGAGCGGGUCGUCCUCCUCCAUGGGGCGGCCAGGCCACCUGGGGUCGGGGGAGGGCGGAGGUGGAGGCCUGCCGUUCGCGGCCUGCUCACCCCCCUCGCCCAGUGCCCUGAUCCAGGAGCUCGAGGAGCGGCUGUGGGAGAAGGAGCAGGAGGUGACAGCUCUGCGGCGGAGCCUGGAGCAGAGCGAGGCCGCGGUGGCCCAGGUGCUGGAGGAGCGGCAGAAGGCGUGGGAGCGCGAGCUGGCGGAGCUGCGGCAGGGCUGCAGCGGGAAGCUGCAGCAGGUGGCCCGCCGCGCCCAGCGCGCCCAGCAGGGCCUACAGCUGCAGGUGCUGCGGCUGCAGCAGGACAAGAAGCAGCUGCAGGAGGAGGCCGCCCGGCUGAUGCGGCAGCGGGAAGAGCUGGAGGACAAGGUGGCCGCCUGCCAGAAGGAGCAGGCUGACUUCCUGCCCCGGAUGGAGGAAACUAAGUGGGAGGUGUGCCAGAAGGCGGGGGAGAUCUCCCUCCUGAAGCAGCAGCUGAAGGACUCGCAGGCCGACGUGUCCCAGAAGCUGAGUGAGAUCGUGGGGCUGCGCUCGCAGCUGCGGGAGGGCCGGGCCUCGCUGCGGGAGAAGGAGGAGCAGCUGCUCAGCCUGAGGGACUCCUUCGGCAGCAAACAGGCCAGCCUGGAGCUGGGCGAGGCGGAGCUGGCCCCGGCGUGCCUCAAGCCCGCCCUGACCCCCGUGGACCCGGCCGAGCCCCAGGAGGCCCUGGCCACGUGCGAGAGCGACGAGGCCAAGAUGCGCCGGCAGGCCGGGGUGGCCGCCGCCGCCUCGUUGGUUUCCUUGGACGGGGAGGUGGAAGCUGGCGGGGAGAGCGGGACGCGGGCCCUGCGGCGGGAGGUGGGGCGGCUGCAGGCCGAGCUGGCGGCCGAGCGGCGAGCCCGGGAGCGCCAGGGGGCCAGCUUCGCGGAGGAGCGCCGCGUGUGGCUGGAGGAGAAGGAGAAGGUCAUCGAGUACCAGAAGCAGCUGCAGCUGAGUUACGUGGAGAUGUACCAGCGCAACCAGCAGCUGGAGCGGCGGCUGCGGGAGCGCGGGGCAGCGGGGGGGGCCAGCACACCCACCCCCCAACACGGCGAGGAGAAGAAAGCCUGGACGCCCUCCCGCCUCGAGCGCAUUGAGUCCACGGAAAUCUGAUCCCCUACCUGGGCAUGUGGCCUUUUGACAAAUGCCCUGUCAAAGGCCAAGAGUCCCCAAUGUCCCCUUCCCGCCAUUUCUCUUCCCCAUGUCCCCCAUGCCCCCAGACCAAAGAGGUUCUCAAAGCAGCUGUGACCAGGUCCCUCCCCCCCCCCCCACUGGGUGCCCUUCGGGCUCUACCACUGGCCCUCUGGGCAGCCCACUUGGACCCACCUCCCAAGGAGGGGAGAGAGGGAGGCAGAGUGAUUGGGGGUUGAGGGGCCCAGGCAGCAGGGGAGCCCGUGCUCCCCUUCUUGGCACUGCUGUGCAGGAGAUGGGAGGCGUCAGGCCUGCAGUGCCAUGAGAUACUCCAGCCCCUCAGUAGGUCCGGGCUGCCCCUGUUGGCCACCCUGGUGUCCAGUGACGCUCUCUGUGGUCACCUCCAAGGCCAUGUAGCCUGAGGGGGCCUGCAUGGGGUCUGCCGAAGCUGACAGACCUUGGGCUCCUGGCCUCUCUCCUUCCUGCCCUAUUAUCUCUCCCUGGGCAGAUUGGCAGGACGAGUGGGAGCAGAUGGCCCAUAUGUGGUUGAGAGGGCUACCUGCCCAGCCCCUUCCCCUCCCCCCCCCAAGGUCUCUUGGGCUCAGGCCUCGGAGCCUGGCCUGGUCCUGAGUGUAUGUCCAUAUGUGCGUAUCAGGGGCCGGAGGGAAGGCUAGGGGUGGAGACUCAGUGCCCAGGGAAGAUCUGCUCUCCUGUUCUUGGGAAGGGUCAUCUGGAGACUUCUUAGCUCUACUCCACCCUUCUGGCCAGGAUCCCCCAGGGUGAUAGCCCCAUCUGCUUGGCUCACCCCACACCCAGGGCCGCUGUCCGGCUCUAACUACAGCUAUUAAGUGCUACCUGCCUCUCAGGCACUCCCCUCACCCGGUUUCUGAGGUCAUAUGAGUGUCUGUGAUGUCUUCCUGUGUCUUCUCCCACUCGAUUCCCCCAGCUUCCCUCUGCUUUCACGCUCAGAACAUCAUUGUCCUAGGCCGCCUCUUCCCCCCAAACCUCACCUUUUCUUCCAGUAGAAAAUUCUGCUUGAUCUUUGGUGCACUGCCCACUUCCAAGCUCCAAUGGGUCCAAGCCUGAGCCAGAGGCCUUUGUUUUGGGGAGCGAGGGGGGAUGGUUGUGAUUGCCCUUGAAGGACAAGGCUGACCUGAGAGGAACACUGACCCCUGAGUUCCCAGGACCUCGAAGUAGCCCAGUGUUUGCCCAGGGUAGGCCUGGCAUGGCCAUCAGUGGGGGUUGGGACAGCACUGUCACUUCCCUUCUCCUCUCGGCAUCCUCUGAGUCUAUCUCCCUAAGAUAGGAAGGGAAAGGCAAAUUUCUAAUUCACCAGCAAUAAAAAUUAGAGGAGGCUUGGCCCUCAGCCCUUGUAUUUCUCUCUUUUCACUCUCUUCCUCCCACCCCCAAGACGGGGUUUGGAGGCACGGUGGAGAGAGCUGGCAACUACUGUGAGCAAGUUCCCCAACCCCUGACCAGCCUCCUCCCAUGACUGGUGACUGUUUAAUGAGCUGUGCGUCCCCCACAAAAACAAGAGUGCCCCCCUGUGUGGCCUCUAUCCCUCUGCACAGCCCCUUCCCGGUGACCCUCACCAGAUCUCUGAGCCAGGUGAGGGAGGCCAUCUGGCAAUCACUGCCCAUUCCACUCACCCCUCACUGUACCUGCCCCAGAACCUGGGCCUGGGCCAGAGGGGCAGGGGGAAGAGAAGGCAUUAGUAGGAAAAAAAAAAAAUAGAAAAAAAUAUGAACAGACUCAGCUUUGGGACUUCCAACCACAAAAGAAAUUAUAUAUAAAUAUAUAUAAAUAUAUAUCUCUACCAUAGGUGAUGGAAAGACUUCGUUUUCUUUUCCCAAAGAAAUAAAAUGGAGAAAGCCU
Molecule: messenger RNA, 4281 nt
Organism: Odobenus rosmarus divergens (Pacific walrus)
Lineage: Eukaryota; Metazoa; Chordata; Mammalia; Carnivora; Odobenidae
Gene: LZTS3
Product: proSAP-interacting protein 1-like
Exons: 5
Coding region: 370-2388 (672 amino acids)
Biological process (GO): regulation of dendritic spine morphogenesis
Cellular component (GO): dendritic spine
Source: RefSeq, a predicted model, not a curated record